This is a messenger RNA of Phytophthora sojae, 1890 nucleotides long. RefSeq lists its product as hypothetical. The transcript is spliced from 5 exons. Gene Ontology annotation, biological process: microtubule-based movement; mitotic spindle organization. Bases 1 to 1890 code for a protein of 629 amino acids. Lineage: Eukaryota; Oomycota; Peronosporomycetes; Peronosporales; Peronosporaceae. The record is from RefSeq and is a predicted model, not a curated record. Gene Ontology annotation, molecular function: microtubule binding; microtubule motor activity; ATP binding.
AUGUCAAGCCAUGGGAUCCAGGUGAGCUGUCGGUCGAUCAGUGGGGGAAUUGCCUAUUCGUGCUUCGAUGGGGUCUAUCCGGCCCACGCAACUCAGGAACAAGUGUUCGAAGCAAUUGGCAGGCCUUUUGUUGCAGACCUGCUUGCUGGAUAUAACUGCACGAUCAUCGCCUAUGGGCAAACGGGUAGUGGCAAGACGUACACGACGGUAGGAGGAAGUACAUCGGACACCCGCGGACUUAUCCCUCGUGCGAUGGAAGCAAUUCUAGAGGAAACGGCAGCCAUCUACUCCACUGAAUACGACGUGUCACUCACUGCCAGCUUCGUUGAGAUUUACCAGGAGAGGUUGCGCGAUCUAUUACUUCCGCAUAGCUCACGACCCCUUCGCCUUCGAGAAGAUAAAGACCACAAUGUCCACGUCGAAGGAGCUAGCGAGAUUUCGAUUUCAACUGUUGCGGGCGGGAUGGCCGUGCUCUCAAGAGGUACCGCACAGCGAUCAACAGGCUCGACGCUCAUGAACGCCGACUCCAGCCGAAGUCAUUCGGUGCUGGUUCUAACAUUGGCAAAGAAACACCUCGCAUCCGGAACGAAGGUGCGAGGCAAAAUGUGUAUUGUGGACUUAGCUGGAUCUGAGAAGGUGUUGAAGACUGCGGCAACGGGUGUACGGAUGGAAGAAGCCAAACAUAUCAACCGGUCUUUGUCAGCCUUAGGCAAUGUGAUCAAUGCGUUGACUGAUGAAAAGGUGAAGCACAUUCCGUACCGAGACAGCAAGCUCACACGACUGCUACAAACCUCACUUGGAGGCAACGCGAAGACGCACUUACUGCUCACAUGCUCUGCUAAUAGCCAGCACAUGGAGGAAACCCUGUCGACUUUGCGUUUUGGAUCGAGAGCCAAGAACAUCCAGAACUCGCCUCACGUCAACAACGAGAACAUUGGAGCUGCCGCAGAGUACAGCGAGAUGCUCUCGACAUUGCAGAGUAAGAUUGAAAACCUGCAUAGCUACAUUCGUCAGCUAGAGAAUUCGAGAUGCCAAGCUUGCAGAGCGCGUGGAUCCGCUGAAAUGCAAAGUUUGCGACAGGCUCUCGCCAACAUGAUGCGGGAUCAUGAAGUGCAGCAGCAUGCUCACCAUGUUGCGCGAACUGUGAUGGACGUGACCGAGCAACAGCUCGACUCGCGGCACAGAAUUCAACAGCAAACUAUCGAGAGACAGGAGCUGGAGCUGCGAGAUGCACUAGCAACCAUUUCUCGCUUGGAGCAGAAGAUGACGCUUCUCGAAGAGAGUUCCCGAGGAAUAAGUGCCGAGUUGCAUCACCUGCGCGGGCAGCAGCACCAACAACACGAAGGUGAGAAUGCCGAGGUCGAGAUUUUGCGUCGGCAGUUGGACUUGUCAACUAAACAGGCAAAGCAAUUCCAGGCAAAACUGGUAGCCUCUCGACAGGAACAAGACGGAGUUGCAGAUUUGAAGGAGCUAUUGAUGAGGAAGGAGCACGAGUUAAAGUCUCUUCGCAGCGAGGUGGAGGUGCUCCGUUCAAAGAAGUUGCCAGUUGCCCUGCCAAGCACUUUCGUUCCUGUUGGCCUUCCGUCACCACAUCGAAGUCCUCAGACGCGGCCCGUCACAGCCGUCGACUUCAAAGCACUUGCCAACACAAGUCGGGGAGAUUCGAAGCUUGCCAAUAGAGCUCGCAACAGCGCAAGUUCUACGACUCGACCAUUUCGUGCUCGAUUGGUGGGGCUGCUCAACUCCCUGGAAGAGGAGACCACUGCGUUCAAGGAACUUGUCGUGGAAACGAAAGAGCGAACGCUGUCGCGGAGUGGCAGUCGGCCACGGCGUCAGCUACCGUGCUUAGAAGCUCUCUCUUCGACCGUGCCAGCCCCGCCAACACCGUAG